AUGGCGGUGAACAACGAAGAAGCGGUGACGGCCCCGAUAAGCGAGGGGGAGCUGAAAAAGGUCUAUUACGAACAUUUUAUAGACGAUUUGACGGACGAAGAACUCAUGUACAAGAAAACGGUGGAGGAUUUGUUUUACAUUUACAAGUCAUUUGGGUUUAUAUAUUCCAUCAUAAAGAAGGCGAAUCUCUUGCUGAGUAAGGAGAGCUUUGACAUGUUUUUAAAAUCCCUCGUGAGCUUCAUUGACGAGCUGUUUCUAAACAACCCCAGUUUGUUUGACGCGCAAGGAAAUGAUGUGAAGGCAAAUUAUGCUAAUAAAGAAAUCGGAGGGGGGGUUACGAAAAAGAGGAAAGGAGAAUUGGACCAGACAUAUAUAAUCAAUAACAGUGACAAUCAAUCCUUCAUGAUCAUCCUAUCGAAAACGUAUAUAGAGGAAUUGCUAAAGGAUAUAAGUAAUAUAGACCCCAAUUUUAGCGAAAGAAAUGCACAGGAUUAUUUGUUCAUCACGAAGAACGUUCUUAAAAUGAAAAACACACUGGAAGUGGAGCAUGUGAAGAACCGUAUUGACAAAUUGAAAAACAUUUUAAAUGUGGGGAAGAAUAUUUUUCUUGCGGAUGAACUGGUAGACGAUUCGAAUGAGAGCGAUGGGAAUAAGAAGAUUAAAGUACACGACCAUAUUGACGAAAUGAUAGAAAAAUUGAAGACCAUUGGACCAUCUAUCGUUGCAAUUGUGUAUAAACAGAAUCUGUGGUACAAACAGAUUGUUAACAAGUCAGAGUAUGACAGCUUAAAUUCUAUUCUAAACAUAGAUGUAGAUGCGGACAGCAAAGUGGUAGAAUCCACCUACGCAGAUGUGAUCCUCCUCCUUGGGGAAAAGAUGACACAAAAUAAAGACCUCCUGAUUGCCAAGGAAAAGCUCGAAAGACUCAAAACCAAUUACGAUGCGGAAGUGCAAAGGAAGCUGCAACAAGAAAUGGAACUCUCCAAAAAAUUAGAAGACAAAAGAAAGGCUGUGCAAUUUAUUAUUGACAGGUAUAAUGAGUACACCUGGUUUGAUAAGAAUUCCCCCAAGAAGCACUCCUUCUACAUAAUAGGCAUUAACCCCAGGACCACCACGGAGGAGCAACUAAAGAGCUUCGGCAAACGGCUGAAACAUAUUUUGCAUCCCGAUAAGGAGCCCGACAGGGAGUGGAAGAAGAAGGCCGAGUCCGCCUUUAAGGAGGCCUCCCUCGCCAUUUUGGGCUGCCAGCAGGAGUUCAAAACGAAGGUCCUCAAGAAUUUGGAGCCCGGCCCGCCCGCUCCCUACCUGGCGCUCAUCGGCAUGGAGGCGGGGGCCGCGGCGAGCGGCACUAGCGGUGCUUCUGGGGCUGGGGGAAGCGGCGUUACCGCGACUAGUGCCGCUUCUGGGGGAGGCGAGCAGGGUUCCGCGCGGCUCCCGCAGUACUACCCCACGCAGGCGUACUACCCCAAAUUCGAGCUCAAGUGCGUCGACCAGAAGAUCGGCACCAUCCUCAUUGACAUCAAGUGCCCCGUGCAGCUGGGCGUGGUGAAGAAGGUCAUCCUCUACGUGCACAGACCCAUCUACGGAGCCGAGCCACUCAACUUGAUCCCAGAGGACUCCUUCCUUUCGCAUAAGAUGGAACAAAACGUCAACGUAAAAAAUUUAAACCAGCCGAUUGAAGCCCGAGUCGAUUUCGUCCAACCGCUGGAAAUCGCCGCGUCUACAAAGUACUACAUAGGGGUUCAGCUAAUAGCGGAGAGGGGGAACACGAUGAUCAAUUGGAACUCCAUCAACAUAACGCUGCACAAGUUUAGCAACAAAAAUAUUAUUAAGAAGCUAUUGUCGUCGUUUAAGAAUGCGUCCUUCAUUAAUCAGGCCCAACUGAAUGUGGCCCUCUCCAACGAGAACAAGGACGAGAUGACCAAGUAUUUGAAUGAGUGCAUUGCCGCGGCGAAGAUAUGGGCGCAGACGGUGUAG
Plasmodium vivax (malaria parasite P. vivax) is the source of this 1977-nucleotide messenger RNA. RefSeq lists its product as hypothetical. The transcript has a single exon. NCBI's taxonomy places the organism in Eukaryota, Apicomplexa, Aconoidasida, Haemosporida, Plasmodiidae. Bases 1 to 1977 code for a protein of 658 amino acids. The record is from RefSeq and is a predicted model, not a curated record.